Messenger RNA from Chrysemys picta bellii (western painted turtle), 3815 nucleotides. It is a transcript of the gene BTK, whose product is annotated as Bruton tyrosine kinase. NCBI's taxonomy places the organism in Eukaryota, Metazoa, Chordata, Testudines, Emydidae. Gene Ontology annotation, biological process: T cell receptor signaling pathway; intracellular signal transduction; protein phosphorylation. Gene Ontology annotation, molecular function: protein binding; non-membrane spanning protein tyrosine kinase activity; ATP binding. Gene Ontology annotation, cellular component: plasma membrane. The record is from RefSeq and is a predicted model, not a curated record.
UUGCACGGGGCAAGGCAGGUGUCUGUAUUCCGCACGGGGCAAUGACAUCAGCUUUGGGCUAGAAUCAUCAUAAUUUCAUUUGAGCCGGGACCAUAUUGCAAUGAUGCAGUGUACCGGGGCUGUAACACUUGUGGGCAGCUGAAAUCUGAUGGAGCUGUGUGUGUGGGUGGGCUUGUGUGUGAGUGGGGAGAUUAGCUGUCUGAAAUGACACAGGGAAGUUCACAGAUGCAAGCCGGAAGGAUGUCAGUCUGAUAACGGGGAAGUCAGUUAUUGCAUGACAAACCCCAUCUUCUUAAACAGCAGGCAUUUAGCAAAGCCUGUAGCUCAGAUCAGCUCUUCAGCUGGGUGACAGUGCUGUGUUCACAUUAUUCUGCCUGGAUCCUGCCACUUGCUUCCACUCUGUCUGGCAGUAUGCCCUGGUCUCCCCAUUAACCAUACCCCUGCAUCGGCUGUGCCUUCAGCUCUCCACCCUGCAGCCCUUAAUGUCACUCCUCAUCAGCCGCUGCCUUCCCAGGCCAAACUCAGCCCAGAAUAACAGAGCUCUGGUUGCCCAUCAAGUGCCACACACUGACAUGAACCCAGGGCUGCUGCUAGAGAACAUGUGGACUAGCCGGUCCUGGCUCCUGGGAGAGGAGGGAGUGUCUCUCCAGUGAGGGAUGGUGCUGUGCCACAGUGUAGUGCUGGAGAACCACCUGUGACAGUUUGCCAUGUCAGUCAUGGAACAUUGCAUGCGGGGACAUCAGUGCAUCUGAUGCCUAGUAACAAGGACAGAACAGCUGCUUUAGUACCUGGUCCUGGGGGGUUUCUGAAUCAGGAGAGGCUCCCGAACAGGCAGGCAAAGUGAGACCCGCACAAGGAGGGAGUACAAUUAGCAUUUCCAGUGCCACCACACAGAGUGUAGCAGCCUCCUUUGCCGUGGGUGUGUCUCCAGAUCCAGAGCUGACCUUCCUCAGCACACGGGAGUUUCCAGCUGCAGGGCUGGAGUGGGCCCAUUUGGGAGAAAAGAGGCAGCUUUCAGAAUUAACCACCCACCUCGCUUUCCCCACAGCAGUUCUUUGGAAAGGCAACAGGCCAGUACAGUUGCAAGGAGCUGUGCACGGAGAGUGACGGCUUUACAAAGUUUGAGUUAGGGGCCCCCUUCUCUUCCUUGCUCUGGGCUAAAGGAGGAAGGGGUUUGCCAGAGGCAGGAUGUAAUUACACAGAGUCAGGCCCACAGUGCGAUUGUGCAGCAGCUGGCUAUGAGCUGCUCUCAUUGACUCCAGGGGGAGUUGCUCACAGGCUGUGCUGCAUAAUCAUGUCCUUGGGGUGUUUGGCUCAUCAGAGCAAAACGCUGAAACUUCCCAGCCUGUUUGUGCAUUUCUAUUUUAAUGCAUGGGCAUCACACCAGCCCAGCCUCUUGCUGCUUGGAUGCCUGGGGCCAGAACCUCAGGCCUGGCCAUUUGGCAUCUGGAACCAUUCAGGGAAGGGGAACCACAAACAUGGAUUGAUCCGUUACAACAACGACCUGGUGCAGAAAUACCACCCCUGCUUCUGGAUUGACGGCCAGUACCUAUGCUGCUCUCAGACAGCCAAAAAUGCAAUGGGUUGCCAGGUCCUGGAGAGCAGGAAUGGAAGUUUAAAGACUGGGUCUCAUCGCAAGACAAAGAAGCCUCUUCCCCCGACCCCUGAGGAGGAUCAGAUGAUGAUGAAGCCGUUGCCUCCCGAGCCAUCUUCCAGCUCUGCGAGUGAGCUGAAGAGGGUGGUGGCACUGUACGACUACCAGCCGAUGAACGCCCAGGACUUGCAGCUGCAGAAGGGAGAGGAGUACUUCGUCCUGGAGGAGAGCAACCUGCCCUGGUGGAGAGCCCGGGACAAGAACGGGAGGCAAGGUUACAUUCCCAAUAACUACGUCACUGAAGCCAAGAAUUCCCUGGAGAUUUUUGAGUGGUAUUCCAAAAACAUAACCCGGAGCCAAGCCGAGCAACUGUUGAAGCAAGAGGGGAAAGAAGGAGGCUACAUUGUCCGAGAUUCCACCAGCAAGACAGGAAAAUACACAGUCUCUGUGUUUGCCAAGUCCUCCGGGGACCUGCAAGGAGUCAUCCGCCAUUACGUGGUGUGCUCCACGCCUCAGAAUCAGUAUUACCUGGCAGAAAAGCACCUCUUCAACACCAUCCCGGAGCUCAUCAUGUACCAUCAGCACAACUCUGCCGGGCUCAUCUCCAGACUGAAAUACCCUGUGUCUCAACAACGAAAGAAUGCCCCCUCCACAGCAGGACUGGGCUAUGGGUCGUGGGAGAUUGACCCAAAAGACCUGACUUUCCUGAAGGAGCUGGGUACUGGGCAGUUUGGUGUGGUGAAGCAUGGGAAAUGGAGAGGCCAGUUUGAUGUGGCCAUCAAGAUGAUCAGAGAGGGCUCCAUGUCAGAGGAUGAGUUCAUUGAGGAAGCCAAAGUCAUGAUGAACUUGUCACAUGAGAAGCUGGUGCAACUGUAUGGUGUCUGCACCAAGCAGCGCCCCAUCUUUAUUAUCACUGAGUACAUGGCCAAGGGCUGCCUCCUGAGCUACCUACGGGAAACCCGGGGGCGGUUCCAGCCUUCUGAGCUGCUGGAGAUGUGCAAGGACGUCUGUGAGGCCAUGGAGUACUUGGAAUCCAAGCAGUUCCUGCACCGAGACCUGGCUGCUCGCAACUGUUUGGUGAAUGACCAAGGAAUUGUGAAAGUAUCCGAUUUUGGCCUUUCCAGGUAUGUCCUAGAUGAUGAAUAUACAAGCUCCAUGGGGUCCAAAUUUCCAGUCCGGUGGUCUCCCCCAGAGGUCCUUCUGUACAGCAAGUUCAGCAGCAAGUCUGACGUCUGGGCUUUCGGGGUUCUGAUGUGGGAGGUUUACUCCCUGGGAAAGAUGCCCUAUGAGAGGUUUAACAACAGUGAGACAACAGAACACGUCACCCAAGGACUGCGUCUCUAUCGGCCUCAGCUGGCCUCAGAGAGAAUCUAUGCCAUCAUGUACAGCUGCUGGCAUGAGAAAGCAGAUGAGCGACCGACCUUCAGAGUCCUUUUGGGAAAUAUCCUCGAGAUAACAGAUGAUGAACCCUGAACUGCUACUUGAACCAAGCUGUCAUUUAUUAGUGUUUAUUUUUGCCAUUUAAUCUUUUCUGUGACUAACAAACCUGCCCUAACAGGCACUGGAAGAGUCCUAAAAGAGCCUGCCAUACCCAGAAAGGCAGAAGAUAUCUGGAUUCACCAAACAGCAUCGGACCCUAGCUUCUCCCACAAUCCAACAACUCACUUGUGUUGGAGCCCUCCUGGUACUAAAGAGAAUAGCAACCUACUUGCUAUAGUUACAGAUCAGGAACCUCCCUGGAGAAAGGAUCCUUGAAAGCAGCACUUCACUGCUGCACUGGGCUCUUGCUACAGCCCAGAGACUGAAGGCAUUAUAAAUGGCAAUAGCCAGGUACUAAUGGCCUGUGCAGGAACUACGAGCAGAGAUUGAUCAAAGAGACAUAGAAACUAGGGAUUUUUGUAAAAUAAAACAGUACAAAUUGAGAGGAAUUGGGUCACUGAGAUCCAAUAGCUCCUGUCUACUCCAGGCAAGAGCCUGUCUAGUGUGCAGCUCUGGUAUGGUUGGCUAGGCAGUGGCCCACAACAAGAGAGUGCUACUAGGUGUGCUUGCUACACUGGACAAUCAAGAAAAAGCAUUUCCAAAAUACUGGGAUGGCUUCCAAUCUCCAUGGUCCGUCAGUGGUGGUCACAAUUGUGACCAAAGUGGUCCCUGUCGCAGGCAAUAAGGCAGACAGCUGUUGGAGGACUGGUAGGAUUGACAGAGGUUGCACAGUAUCUGCACC